Molecule: messenger RNA, 3269 nt
Organism: Ctenocephalides felis (cat flea)
Lineage: Eukaryota; Metazoa; Arthropoda; Insecta; Siphonaptera; Pulicidae
Product: integrator complex subunit 8-like
Exons: 19
Coding region: 60-3146 (1028 amino acids)
Biological process (GO): snRNA 3'-end processing
Cellular component (GO): integrator complex
Source: RefSeq, a predicted model, not a curated record
AGGACAGCAAUGCAAACGUGCAAAUUAACAUUAAAUAUUAUUUAAUUAAUUUAGUGACAAUGGACGUCGAUUACCUUCGACCCAAAACGAUUCCAAUAUCAGAAACUGCCUUGUGGUUUGAAUUUUUACUCGAUCCUACUUUAUUAGAGAAACAUCUUGCUAAACCGUCACCAGAUCCUACACCUACGGAGUUAAUUGUGAAAUUUUUGUCAAUAUCACCAGAUACAUAUGACAAUAAACCAGCAGAAGAUGGUGCAAAAUCAGAGACAAAUGCUGGAGUUUCGAAGAAGCAUUUUGCUCUUAAAAUAUUGUCGUUGAAAGUUGCUGCUCAUCUGAAUUGGAACUUAAAUGUGUUCGAGAGCGAACUACCUUUCCAAAAGCAAGUAUACUUGCUUAAGGAUUUAUUAAGUGUCUGCACAGGCGAAGAACUUCCAAUACCAUUAACAUUAGAUUUUCUCCAACAAAAACAUGGUUUCAAAUCAGACAAACCGGAAGAGGAAUCUAAUGAGAGUAAAUCUUCUGAAGAAUGGAACAGUAUUUUUACAACAGAUAAUGCUAGAUUUGCAUUGACUCUGUAUCAUCGUUGGGUGUUGACUGUGCAGGUUUAUCGUGGGUUGCAACCGAGGAAUAAUAAGACUACUUAUGUUCAUGUUCCCGGUUUACAAGACAGCAACGCCACCCAAUUCACAGCAAUCGAUGACACCUGCAUCGCAAGUCUGGAUCAAAUUUCCCACACCAGUAUAGAUUAUUUAGAAAAAAUAUCCAAGCAAACGGUUACACCUUUCAAAUGCCUAGGAUUCGAGUCUUUUGCACCCCUGCACGAGUCUACAGAAAGCACUGAACAAUCAUUCGAAGGAGGUUUCUAUAUAUCACCCCAGGAAUUGAAUACACAAAUACAUUUUGAUAUUACUAUGUACUAUUUGUUUAUAAGGAAAUAUGGGGUUGCAAGAAAACAUAUUUUGAUUUGCAAGGAGAACUUUUAUGAGUUGUUGAAAGAGUAUGGAAUUAAUGAUGGUGAAGAAGCUCCGAAAUUUAAAUAUUGUACGGUUACUAGGAAGGAUUUGGAUGGUUAUUUGGAAGCUUGUUUGGGUGCUAACGGAGGAUUGUUGCAGAGAUUAAAAAUAGCAGCUAUGAAUCACUAUAAUGGUAUAUUAGAAAUUCUUGAAGCCGACAACUUAUCAAGAGAAAUACCUUUGAUACAACGAACAUUAACGGAAUUGGAUAUAAAAGGAGCAGUUUCAUUGAAGGGCUUCCAAAUGCCACAGGAUAUAAUUUUUAGAAUUGAAGUCUUAAAUACCGUUAGGUCUGUUUUAAGUGAUACUACAUAUUUAGUUGCAAAUGAUUUUCUGGAACGAUUGAAAGCCGGCGGAGACCAGUAUUUUUGUUUUUUGCUUUCGGCCUUCAAAAAUGUUCUUCCUACCGCAACACCAGAAGAAAAAGAAAAUAUAGAAUCAUAUUUCCAACAUCUUAUAGAUUUAGGCAUAGAAGAAUUAGUAGUAUACUUACAAGAAUUUCAAAUACCUUUGAAUAUCGAGGCACCAGAAGCUUCCAAAGAAAUCCCAAAGGAUGAUUUCUUUGAUGCCGGUUACAUAGAAUAUCUUACCAUGUUUAAUAAUAAUUGUUUUAUAGAUGAAUUUCAAGGGGAUAUGAGUUUUCGUGAAGCCUAUAUCAAGCGUACAGAACAAUGCAUGCUUGAAGGUAAAUUAGUACAAAGUAUGGAUGCUGAAGAAAUCAGACGACUGUUGGUAAAAUUAGUGGCUACAAAUCCUGCAGAACCUUUGUGGAAAGUCUAUGCAGAUUGGACUAUACCAAUUCCAUUGCAAAGUGUGAUAAUGGUUUUGCCUUUGGGAUUUCUUCAAGAUUUUUCAUAUAUUUUAUUAGCUAAAUCGAAGCAGUUACUUUACAUGAAGCAUUAUUCAGGAGCUCUUACUCUAUUAUAUGUCCUGGAAAAAGAAACACGGGAGCAAACUGCACCUGUGGUUGUGAAAUUAUCCAAAUUGAUAGCUUGGGAGAUUUUGUUAGUGCAAUGUCAGAAACUUUUAGAUGAGUGGCAGAAAAGAAGUAAAGGUGCUGAUGCUCAAAGUAUAGCCAUGAGGUGCCGCCAAUGUUUAUCUCCUUCCCAAGGACUUGAUAAUAUUAUUCCCAGAAUAGAGAUAAAAGAAUAUGCAGCAGCUACCCUAUUGGCUUUGGCUGAUUGGGAUACAUUGGCGUCAUUGGAACGCCAAUAUUGCAGUUUAGAGAUUUUUGGAGCCAUGGCACAUGCUGCCAAUGAUCUUGUCAAAUAUAAAGCCAGCAAAAAACUUAAUAGAGACGCCUGGGACUUAAUGCUUCCACUUUUUGGGACAGUUUCCAACAAAAGAAGUAAUACUGGAAAUAUGAUGCAUAGAGAUUCUCCAAUAUCUGCAAAUAAAGAGAAUUUAUUAAAUUUUCUAUCAAGACUAAGAGAUGCCACAGUAUUCUCCGUUGUGAUAUCCUUGUUAACAAAACUGCACAAUCUGUUAAAAGAUGAACCAAAUAUGGAACUAAACGUCGAAUAUUUAUCGUUAUGGCCAGGAAUGGUUAGCAACUCAAAUUCUUACAAUUCUCGUACAGUCAGCGAAACUUUACGUUCUGUUCUCAACGAGGCUGUGAAAUAUUAUCCUAAUAAUACUAACUGGAUCAAGUUGCAGGGAGAUUUGGAUUUUGUUUAUGGACAUUUUGAGUCAGCAAUGAGAAAGUACAUUGAAGCUAUAAUAGUCGGUUCAGAAUACAUGACUUUACCUCUAAAUAAGCCAUUAAUAGAUGAUACUUUAAUCAGGAGAAUGAUUAAAACUUGCUGUAGUUUAGGAUGUAAUACUCAGGCAGCAGUUUUGUGCCAGUUUUUGGAAGAAACCGACUACGUAUUAGCUUUCAAAAGCCUUUCUGAGAAAAGUACAUCUUUCGAUGCAAUGGAUGCAUAUUAUGCAUUUAUUUGGGAUCCUGCCUUAUUAGAAUUUAUUGUAAAUUUGCAUCAUAAACGUGGAGAGAGUAAAAGACGUCAGCAAGCGAUAUCGCUAAUGGGACUCCUGGAAUUAAAUUCUAAUAAUAACGAAGAAAUACAAAGAGAAGCUGCUGCCAUUAGAAAGUCGCAGUUUAUAAAAGCUCUCGACAGCCAAUUUCGACAAUAAAUAUAAAUUAGAAUUAUAAAUUUUAUUUUAAUUAGUCUAAAAAAAUAAUUGUAAAUUAAAAUUGUACUUUUAAAAAUUGUAAAUAAUAAUACUGUCUUACAUUAGUAAGUAGUAUUUGGAACU